AUGGACGAAAUGAAAGCAAAUCAUGUCACUCCAGAACGUUACCGGAAGUACGGUACAGGUGGCGAGUUGCGUCUGUCCACUGGGUUCUUCCAGCUUGAUGUACGAAUGAUUGUUAAGCUUGUCAAGCAAUUGGUAGCCAGUUCCACAGGAUAUCCAGCUUGCUAUCGACUGCGAUUGUCCGACGGCGCUUUCCAUUACUCUGGCGUUUUUGUUUCGGCGAGCUUGCAAAAGCAGUGCGCUCGCGAUAUGUUGGUUGGAAACGCUGAAAACGGUGGUGAAAUACUUGCGAUAACAAAAAUGCACAUGGAUUCUAAACGCUGGGUUGGCAAGAAAGCAGAUGGUACUUUCGGCAAACCAAUGCUUGUGAUAAGAGCUUACGAGCUGCUCUCAAGAGGUCACCCUAUACUUUCGCCUGGAGCAAGCCAUGACGGUGAUAAGAAUAGAUUUACUCGUUUUUCAUCUACUUCUAUAUAUUCCGUACCUUGGAGUGAUCUCAGCUUGACGGACAAGGGGACUGCUCCUUCUGCACCGGUUACUCGUCAACCAAAACCGUUGGACGAAGUUACGCCAAUUAGCAUGCUAACCCCACACGUUAGCAAAUGGGUCAUAUGCGGUCUUUGUACUUCAAAGGAUGAAAUGAAAUCAGUUAGAUCACGUGGUGGACAGGGUCUCAUGAAGGUGUUCAGUUUCGAGUUGACUGACAAAGACGGAGUGGCCAUACGCAUCACUGCUUUCGACGAAGCUGCUCCGACAACGUUUGAUAUAUCUUACUACGUAUCUGGUUGCACUGUCAAACAGUCCAAUAAACGCUUCGAUAUUACUGGCCAUAACUACGAAUUAUCCGUCACCGCAAACACGAAGAUCGUCCCUUGUCAUGUCGAUAUAGGAAAACCACAGCCUGCACUGAAAAUUUGUCCACUUUCAAAUGUGCAAAGCCAUAAAGAUGAGAAUGUCAAUGUGCUUGCUAUUGUUGAUCAAAUCAAUCCGGUGCUUGAGUUCGUUUCGAGGCAAGGUCGCCCUUGCGUCAAACGUGACGUAGACUUGAUAGAUCAGUCGGGCACGAUAGUCCGCUUGACAUUAUGGGCUGAUCAAGCCAAACAGUUUCAAGAUACUGCUCUCGGUCAAGCCAUCUCUAUCAAAGGAGCAUUAGUGAAGGAAUGGAAUGGUUCUUUCAGUUUGUCGCUAGCUUCAGCAUCGAGAAUUUUGCUAGGCCCGCAAAUCGACGGAGUUUCUGCUUUACUUGACUGGUAUUCUACCGAACGGGCUACAGCAGAUGUCAAAAAUAAUGGUUUGGCUGCAAUCGAUGGGAGCAAUACCUUCGAGCGUGAUCUCUGCUUUAUCGCUUCUGCGAAGGCGUUUGCGCUCAAAAACGGAAACGUGUCGUCAAAGGGUCGAUAUUUGAAUUUCAAAGCGAUGAUCACUUCAGUUAAGACGGACACAGCAUUGUACAAGGGUUGCUCAAAUGAAGGAUGCUCAAAGAAGGUCGUACAAGUCGGUAGUGGUCAGUAUCGCUGUGCGAAAUGCGAUACGUCCAUGCCGACAUUCAAAUGGGCUUACAUGGCUCAGGUCGAAUUGACUGAUCUUACUGGUUCCAUUUGGGCAACAUUGUUUUCUAAUGCUGCAACGAAACUGUUCGGUUUAGAAGCGCAGCAUUUAGGUGAAAUGAAACGUGAUAACGAUGGAUACGUCGACAUAUUAAACAGCAUGUCCUUCAAAUACUUCAACUGGCGGGUCAGCGCGCGUUCUACCACAUAUAAUGAGGAAAAUCGGGUGCAAUACACGGUUCUGACUUGCGAUCCUGUCCCCUACGAUAAUUAUAUCGUUCACUUGAACGAUUCCCUGAUUUUUCUACAAGAGCUACAGUGCUAA
Messenger RNA from Cylicostephanus goldi, 1869 nucleotides. The record is from the annotation of a GenBank genome assembly. Lineage: Eukaryota; Metazoa; Nematoda; Chromadorea; Rhabditida; Strongylidae.